GAGCAGCAAAACCUUCUGUCAAACUCCCCUUUCUCUGCUAUGCUGCAACUACUCCCCAGCUAAGGGUGCGCUGGUGCACAGCAGCACUUGCAGCCCUGGCUGCACAUACCUGUGUGCAGUGACCCAGGUGAGAGCCUUCCCCUCACCAGGAAGAGAGUGCCACGUCCUCGUCCUGCUCAGCCACCCCUCCCCACGGGUGUGACACUGCAUGGCGUGGCCAGUGGCUGGGGGCUGGGGGCAGGGACAUGGACAUCAGCCCGGGCACCUGGAAUUCAUCCUUUGGGGGUGCAGGCAGCGGCGGUGGGUCCCUGUCUGGCCCCUGGUACAGCACGCACAAGACUCAACUCUUGGGAGCUUUACUUGCUGCUGCUUCAAAUUUUCUCAUCAGUGUCUCUUUGAAUAUACAGAAAUGUGCUCAUCUCCGACUGGUUUGCCGAGCAGAGCAGAAGCCCUACUACAGGAGCAAGCUGUGGUGGUGUGGGAUUACCCUCCUGGGGCUGGGAGAGCUGGGCAAUUUCACAGCCUAUGGAUUCGCCCCCAUUACUCUUGUGGCUCCACUGGGAUGUGUUUCUGUUACAGGUAGUGCAUUUAUUUCUGUCUUUUUCCUAAAGAGGACCAUGAGGACUGCUGAUAUAUUGGGAGGAACACUGACGAUAACAGGGAUAUACCUGUUGGUGACAUUCACUCCAAAUGUACCUCAAGAGCUCACAGCAAGACAAGUGCAGAAUUACUUAGUGAGCUGGCCUUUUUUGGUAUAUUCUAUUGUAGAAAUUAUAAUAUUCUGCAUUCUCCUCUAUUUUUACAAAAGAAAGGCUGUGAAACACAUCAUGGUUUUGUUAAUGAUGGUAGCUCUACUGGCAUCACUGACUGUCAUUGCUGUUAAGGCUGUGUCCAGCAUGAUAGCACUUUCUGUGAAUGGGAAAAUGCAGCUAACUCACUCCAUUUUCUAUAUCAUGAGUGUUUUAAUGGCAACUUCUUGUGCUUUCCAAAUCAAGUUCUUGAAUCAAGCAAUGCAUCUGUAUGAAGCAACAGCAGUUGUCCCCAUUAAUUUUGUGUUCUUCACCACCAGUGCCAUCAUUUCAGGGGUCAUAUUUUAUCGGGAAUUCCAAAGUGCAACUUUACUGAGUGUGUUCAUGUUUCUGUUUGGGUGUCUCCUAUCUUUCCUUGGUGUGAUUAUAAUUGCAAGAAAUAAAAAAGAAGGACAUUUACAAAUUCCUUUUAUUGAUUGUGGACAUAUUCCUGGACAAAAACUGACAGGCAAAAUACAACCAGAUUCUCACAGUUCAUGCUAUGGCACACUGAAUAAGGAAGAUGACUCAGUGAAAAGGCAAAGCUGAAAGAAGAAGCACUUUACAUGCCAAGUAACAGGAGGAACACCACUGGAACAAGGAUCAGUAGCACCUUUUUAUUGAACCCCUGUAUGUACAUGAGUCACAGUAUUAUUUAAUCCUAAUUAAUUUAUCCCAUGAUUGUACCAAUUGUGUUUUAAAGAUAAAGGAAGCCUUAACAAAAAACAAAUAACCAUUAAUGAAAUGGAAUAUUCUCCUAGUAUCAUUGCUUCUUGAGGACAUUUUUAGAGUUUUAAUUUCUUUUAAAUGCAAUGAGCACAGAACAGGAUUAUAAAAAUACCCCUUUGGAAUCCCUCAGAUCUGUAUAAAUGGUUAAAGACAAAGGUGAGAAAUUAGAAUUUUUAUAAGUGAUUUCAAAGUUUUCUGCUAUAUAUAUAAUCCUUUUAAACAUUUUCCUUCCUGUUCAGGAGUCAAAACUGUGAGCAUAUAUGCAGUAGACACAAAUAGAUACACAAAAACAUUUUUGUAUUGUUUGUAGAAGAGCAAUCCAGAUUAUCUCCUACCAUCAGAUUAAUUCUCUUAUCUUCCAAGGAAAUCAGUACUUGUGUGAGGAGUGGGAAGAUAGUACUUUCCAUAACCACAGGCACAUGGGCAUGUGCACAUAUUUGAGGUGCCCAGCCAAGGCAGGACUGGGUACUAUUCUUGAUAUUUUACAUCCUUCCAGAGGAGUCCUGUGCACUGGGCUGGACUGGGCUCUACAAUCUCUUAGCAUAGUCUGGUCUGAGUUUUAGCUUCUGUUUUCAGCAAAAUAAGGUUUUAGUGAAGAAAUUGCAUAGUUCUUCAGAGGAAGUGGAGUAGCAAAGGUCCCUCUCUUCAUAUGUCUGGGAAAAAUACCUCUGAAAAAGGAGGGCAGCUCCUGUUACCACUGAUAAUUCUGCAUGAGGAAAGGCUGUAAAAAGCAGGACCACAAAGAGUCACAGUAGCUGUACAGUUUCCCCUGCAUUAAAUGGCUGUGUCUCCACACUGACUUGAAGAGCCAGCAGUGAUGGGAACGAUGACAGUACAGCUUUGUGUUCAGAUUUGGGAUGUCGUGGCGUCUCUCCAUCCCAGUGCCCCAUCAGAAAAGCUUCUAGGCAUUCAUCAUCGAUGCACUUAUGCCUGUGUGGUAGUUCUGAUCCACCCCAGGCAGCACAGUGGGGGUUGGUCACAUCCUCUGCAAAAACAAAUGGAAGUGCUCUUGAAAAAUGGUCACGUCUUGCUUUAGGAUUGAAUUAAUCUGCAGUAAUGGGUAGGGGCCAUAGACUGUGUGCAUUUUGUUUCAGGUCUAAUUUUUUUUUUCUCAAAUAAUUGUUUAUUUAAUUUUAAGAUAGGUACAGCUGAAGAUCCAUAAGACAGUU
Molecule: messenger RNA, 2686 nt
Organism: Ficedula albicollis (Collared flycatcher)
Lineage: Eukaryota; Metazoa; Chordata; Aves; Passeriformes; Muscicapidae
Gene: NIPAL2
Product: NIPA like domain containing 2
Exons: 11
Coding region: 246-1337 (363 amino acids)
Biological process (GO): magnesium ion transport
Cellular component (GO): membrane
Molecular function (GO): magnesium ion transmembrane transporter activity
Source: RefSeq, a predicted model, not a curated record